AUGGCCCACCGUCGCGCCUUCUGGGAGUGGGCGUUCCACGCGCCCCUCGAGUCCGGACAACCCGUGAAUCUUCGUCGCAAGCGGAAACUUCGCGCCGUUCGGGCCCGUCUCGCCUUCACAAGCUUCUGCAUCGAGACUUGGGGUUUUUACGCCUUUCUCGAGAAGUUGGAGCAACAGCCCGAGAUGUUUUGGCUGGGCGGGCAGCCUGGGCGUUCCAACCGCGAAGGCUCUACCUACGUGGGGCACCGCGCCGAAAGUUUGACAUUGACGCACGCGUUGAACCCGACAGCGGACGAGCCAAACCGGCUUUCGCUCGUAGCGCUGGCGCGCGUUCGCCGGGACCUGAUGUCCAAUAUGAAGCCGAAAGCCUCCAGGACACGCUGA
Messenger RNA from Phytophthora infestans T30-4, 384 nucleotides. RefSeq lists its product as uncharacterized. The record is from RefSeq and is a predicted model, not a curated record. Bases 1 to 384 code for a protein of 127 amino acids. NCBI's taxonomy places the organism in Eukaryota, Oomycota, Peronosporomycetes, Peronosporales, Peronosporaceae. The transcript has 4 exons.